Messenger RNA from Paramecium pentaurelia, 3621 nucleotides. Lineage: Eukaryota; Ciliophora; Oligohymenophorea; Peniculida; Parameciidae. The record is from the annotation of a GenBank genome assembly.
AUGGAUGUAUAAUCUCCAGAACAAGUGAAUAAAUCCCGAUCAAAUUCAAAAUCAAAAAUCAAUUCUUAAGGAUCAUCUUAAAACUUGAAUUCUCCAAAGGAAAUAAAAUCAAUUGAAAAUUUAAGCAAAGAGAACUCAUAAAUUCAUUCUCUUGAGAAAGGCCAUUAAGAUGUUGAAUAAAAUGAAGAACCAAAUGAACAUUAAGAGAUAUAAUAGGAACAAGAUAUAGUACCUUAAUAAAUUGGAGAAGUAAAUCAAGAAUAACAGCAAGAUUCUAAUUAAAAAAGUAUAGCAAAAAAGAAAAGAUAAAAAAUAUCAAUUUUAAGUAAUAAUCAUCGAGGUUUUAAAGGAAAGGAUUAAAAAGUUAGUUAGACUUCUUUUACUUCUUUUUCUCCUGAUUCAACUCCAGACCCAAUUUCAAAUAAUCGAUAGAGUAAAUUUUAAAUAACGACUCAAAGGCAAUUAGAAUUAGAGGAAUUGGAGAAAAAGGAUGAAGCUUUAAGAGUAAAAUUAGUAGAAUGGUUGAAAACUGAGUUUAUGUUUAAGUAAAUACAUCCAUUUGAUCUAUUCACUGCAUUUGAUGAUCCUAAUACAGAGUUUCUAUUGCGUUAAAGUGAGUUAGAAUAGGCAUUUAAAUAUGUAAAUAUUGAUAUUGGUGAAGAUAAUUAUAGAAUAAUAAACAAAUAUUAUAAAGUUAAAGAUGCAGUAAGUACUUUCAAAUUAUGUUAUGAUAUUGUAGAUGAUUAACCAGAAUUAAUGUUAAUGGCAUUAAAUCAUAUAAUCAUAAAAUAUCGUUUAUUAAUUGAAAUCUUUUUUGAUGAAAUCACAUAAUCUGAAAAGUUAUUUACAGCUGAUUCCUUAAAAUUAUUAAAUAAAGAAUGGGAAUGGGGAUUUGAAGAAAAGUAAAUGUCUAUUGUUCAUAAUUUGAUGACUGAUUAUGGAAAUACAUCUAUGUCAUUUUAAUUAUUUAAAUAGAAGCUUUAAUAAUGUCCUUAAGCAGUUGAUUCAAAAUUAAAUUUAGAAAUGUAUUAAUCUUUAGUCAAUUUAAUAAUUCUGGAUGAUUCUGUAAUGACAUUUAGUUUAUUGUUAUAAGAUUAAGAUCAAGCAUCAUCUGGAGAAGUUGCUUUAUACAUAUUCACUGAUAUUUUAUCUAUGUAUAUAGACAGAGCUCUAUCUAAGAUUGAGAUGAAUGCUAUAAGGAUAUUUCUUUAAGUUGAAAAAGAUGAGGAGGUUGUGGCUUACAAUAAAUUGUUAACAGAUGCUCUUAAAAUUAUAGAAGAUUAAAAAACUUUAAGAUAAUAAUAAUCUGUCAAAAUAUAGAAAUUUUAACUAUAAUUAAUGUUAUUAUAUUUUAAUUCUAUUGAUAAUUUAUCCUAAAUACAAGAGUAAUAUUUUAAAGAAAAGAAAAAAUUAAGUAAGGAUCAUUUUAUUAAAUCAACAAUUUAAUUAACAAAUGGUAAGAUAGAUAAAGAGAGUGCAAAUGCCAUUUUUUAAAUGAUUUUAGAGAGUAAACUUGAUUAGUAAAAUUUUAGCAUAACUGAUCUUGAAUUUGAUUAAUUUAUAAAAAAGAAAAAACAAGAGUUAUCAAUAUAAGACAAAAAUGAUUAAAUUAAUUCUCCUUUGAAUUAAGAGUAAUUUAGAGAAUUAUAUGAAUUGUAAAAGAAUUUAAAUAAAAAAUAAUUGAAUCGUUUGUCAGUUUAGAUUUUAUAGAGUCCUAAGUCAUCUGAUGUAUCAAAUUAAAAUUCACCAGAAAAAUUAGAUUCUAAGUAAAUUUAAGGAUAAUUAAGUAAAUAAUCAGAAAAAAAGGAAGGUUUAUAAGAUUAAUUAAUAAAAUAGGAAGAAAAAGCACAAAUAUCUACUUAAUAAUUAAAGAUGGAUAUACAUUAAUAUUUUGAAGAUUUAGACACAAUUUAAUUGAAAUUUUUAACUUAAUAAUAAAUGUUCUUUGGACUUUUAAAAUUAGGAAUUUUGAUUAAAGGUUAAACUUUAAUGCAAUAAAAAUCUUAUGAUUUAGGAGGAUUUGAGAAAUUUGUAUUAUUGUAAUUAAAAACAUUUUAUAAUUCUAAAAAAUUAAUAUAUUUAUUAAAAUAGGAAUUUGAUUAAUAUAAGGAAUCCGAGACUGAUGUUGUUAAUAUGUAAUAAUUAAAGUAAUAAAAAAAUGAUUAAAAUUAGGUAAUUAUUUGAGAAAGUAAAUUUGAAUGUGAAAUUUGAAGAUGUGAUUUUCAUUUAUUAAACAUUAGAUACAGAGAGAAGUGGUUAUAUUAAGUUAGAGGAUUUUUUUUAUUUGAUUCAUUAACAUCCAUUAAUUGAAUAUAGAUUGAAUGAGUUGCUAUUUCGAGUAAUUGCUAAAUCAAAUAUUAGAUGAAAGGUUAUUAUGAGAAUUCACUUAGAGCACAAAGAAUCUUUUAUUCAAAAAUGCCGUUUAAUUAUAUUAGACCUUUUUCAAUCAAAGCAAAUCCACCUAGUUAUUCUUUUCGAUUUAAACCUGAUGUAUUGGGGAAAUUUGAAAUUGAAUAAAAGGGCAAGGCAUGGAAUGUCUAUAAAAUAAAGAUUUUAUCUGCAGAAGGAAUACCAUCACCAGAAGAUAAGAAAAAUUGUUUCAAAAGAGAAGUUGUUGUUGGGAUUUAUGAUAAAUUUUAUAAAGAAUUUUUAGAGAAUACAGUAAUAGUGAAAGCUAAGUAUUUAGAAGAAAAUGAAGAUAUUUGGGAAUUUCCAUCUAAAAAUAGGAGUAAUGGUUUUUUUUUGAAUUGUGAGAAAAAAUAUAAUGAUUUGCAUUUAGUUUUGCUAUUUGAAUUGAUUAGUUAUUUUUUAGAGAAUGGUGUAGUAUAAAGAGUGAGUUGUGGAUUUGUUGAGAUACCCUUCUCUCAUAUUAUUUAAUAAGGAACCUUUGAUCUUCCAUUAAAAGGUGGGAUCAUAGAAUAAGAGAUAGCAAUAAAUAAAGGUGAUGUAAGAUGCAAAAGAGGAGGAUUCGCUAAUUUGGCUGCAAAAUUAAAGGGAGAAAUCUUACCUCAUUUAACUAUUAGUUCUGCCAAAAGAUCUCGUAGACCUGCUUUACUGAUAGAAUUAGAAACCAUGCCUCCAUUAUGUUUAUGUCAUAGAAAUAUGACUUAAAUAAUAUAUGCAUAUAAGAGAUUUGCUAGAGACAUUUUAGAAGAAGAAGGAGAGGUUUACAUAUAGUCAUUGAAUAUGUUUCUAUUUUCUUUGGAUUGUCCUUAUAUUAAUAAUAGGAUAUGCAAAUUAUGGAUUAAUACAAUAAAAGGAAAGAUGAUUGGUAAAGAAAAGGUUGUAUUUUCUAUUCUGAUUGGGUAACUACAAAAAUUAAUGAAGAUGAAGGCUUUCAAUUUCAAUCCUUACUCUCCUUAAGAAAUCUUUCCUCCAGAAGUUGGGAAAUUGAAAAAGGAAGUAGUUAAGUCAGUAUUACUGAAUACAGAAUUCUUAAUUGAUUCAUCUUUUGAAAACAAAUUAAAUUUAUAAGGGGAUAAGAUAUUAGAAGAGUAGAUUUAAAAGUAUGGAGAAAUGUAGGAAUAAGGAAUAUUUGAUAAUGAAUAGAAUCCUUUUGAUCCUUAUAAAAAUGGAUUAAACUUGAAAGGAUAUGAACCUUACGUAGAAUAAAUCAUAUGA